AUGGUCACGCCCGAGGAGUAUGAGUCGCUGCCGCCCUCCAUUCAGUGAGUUGCCUCCUCCAUCUCCGCUCCCAUUUCGAUUUUCCCGCCAUCUACAUACACCACACGCACGUGAGCAGGCCCACACGAACGCAUGCACUGUCACCGCCCAAGACAAAAGGUGCUUGCAAUGCUUUCUUCCUCUUCAGCAACCAUCGGACAAGCUGCACUCAACGUGAAACCGCCACUGCUGCUGCCAUCCGUCCACACCACGUGUCCGCGGAAUCCGUCUUGCCCCAUCUGACACAUGUGAUCCCGUGCUGAUGCAACUCGCAGAAAGAAGUAUUUCUCCUCCGUGGAGCGCUUGCGUAUCGCCCAGCAGUCCGCAGUCCAGAAGCGCAAGAAACAGCAACCUCAGCCAAAGGACCCAUGGCUCUCUCCCAGACCCUCCAUGGACUCCAUCCCAUCCUGGAAUGCUCCAAGCUCCAAGUACGCUGCCAUCCCUCCGCCCAACAAGUCCGCUUCUCUUCGCCGCAUGGAAGCCGACGUCGACGAGCAGCAGGCCCUGCGCUUUCUUUCCCUACCCGACAAGGUCAGACGCUCGCACUUCACGCCUGAGGAACUGAUGCUCUUGACCGAGAGCUCGGAGCGGGCACUGCGUUGGCCUUCCCCUCGGGCAGAGGAUGUCUCACCACGCACUUCUAUCGUGGACCGGAUGGACAGUGUGUGCUCGUCCCGCUAUCGAUCCUCCAUCUCAGACGAACUCGGUGACGAUAUCGAAAAGGACUGGUCGGAGUCGGAGACGGGCUCCAUCAAUAGCGCUGAACAUCAUGGAAAUGAUGCCGCUUUUGUGCAAGCGUCUCCGCGACGCCAGAGCUCCGCUAGCUCGGCUUUUAGCGCACCACCACAAGCAUUGCCACGAAGUGGAAGUGAGACACUUGGGACCAGACGGAAACCAUCAUUCGCCAAACGACGAGCAUUCUCGCUCGCUCCCAUUCCACUGCCACCGCCGACUCUUCGACCAGCUGGCUCGUAUGCCCACUCCAACGUCGCCCCUGAGAGCCUGUCCCAGGCGCUACCAUCUGCAGGAACGACACCGAUAGAGAAUGCACCUUUCACCAGAUACUACAAGGAUUCGCAAGCCAGACAGAAGCUUCGCGAGUAUCUGGCUUCUCCUGAGAAAUUCGACGAGGCACUCGAGUUUGGCUUUCCGACAGAAGCUGGCGCGGCGAAACGGGCGGCGUCUCAUUCUCCCUAUCCAGAAGACCCUCCAUCAGCGGAUAUGGACAAUGUGUCUCUCGGCGACAGCAGAGCGGACGAAGAGGACGGCUCGGCGGUGUCACCGAAGACGCCAUCCACGAACAACGAAACGUUCGCCCAGGGCAUGACCUACCACUCUUCCCUCGAUUCGGGCGUAGCAAUUCCUGUCAACAUUGGCAAGAGAAACACUCGAAGCCUAUCACCGGAUAUCAAUGGACGAGAGAUGACACUUCGCAUGACCCUCACGAGACCAGACCUCCGAGCACCUGAGCAGGAGCUGUACGCACAUCAGAGGAAGGAAGUAUCGGGAGUCGACGUCGAGACUUCUGAUCCACUCGCGCUCUCCACUCUCUCAGUCUGCGAUGACCACACGGGUGCGCACGGAGCUUUUGCGAUCAAGACUCAGCCCGGCUCAGGGGGCCUCAGAAAAGCGUGGAAGAACAUUCGUGGGCGAUAG
This is a messenger RNA of Lecanosticta acicola, 1695 nucleotides long. Lineage: Eukaryota; Fungi; Ascomycota; Dothideomycetes; Mycosphaerellales; Mycosphaerellaceae. The record is from the annotation of a GenBank genome assembly.